Molecule: messenger RNA, 4894 nt
Organism: Hyla sarda
Lineage: Eukaryota; Metazoa; Chordata; Amphibia; Anura; Hylidae
Gene: PCDH12
Product: protocadherin 12
Exons: 4
Coding region: 243-3755 (1170 amino acids)
Biological process (GO): homophilic cell-cell adhesion
Cellular component (GO): plasma membrane
Molecular function (GO): calcium ion binding
Source: RefSeq, a predicted model, not a curated record
CCCUCCCCGAGUAAAUUUGUUUUACUAUUCUUCCCUGCAUCAUGCACAACCUUUUGUCUGGCCACCCUGAAUUGUGUAAAUGCCAGCAACCCUGUCAGAGACUACAGACCUAGUCUGUACCACAGACUACAUGCAAUCUAUAUCAGCAAAGAUACCAAUGUAAGAAGAUAAGAAAGACCUUGAGGGCCUCCUAUUGCACUUUUUUGAUACCACUAUUUUUUUUUCACUUGUUGCAUGGAACCAUGGAUGGGAUUCUUAAGGUCAUCAGCCAAAUCUAUAUUCUUCUUUUUAUUUUCUCCUACCAUAAAAGUCAUUGCAAGAACUCAUCAUCUUUAAUGGUGAGGUUUCGUGUCAAAGAAGAAGUACCCAUUGGCACACUCAUUGGACAUAUAUCUGAUGUACCAGGCUGGAUAAAGGAUUCAAAUGAAGAAUACCAGAUCAUGCAGGAGACCAACUCUUUUCCAGUGCAAGUUGGUUCAAAAAGUGGAUCACUAACCACCACGGGACGUCUGGAUAGAGAACAGCUUUGUCAUGUCCAUGGUCAUUGCAUUUUAUCUUUUAAUGUGCUGGCAACCAAGGUCUUGUCCUUAGUACAUGUGGAAAUUGAGGUUUUGGAUAUCAAUGACAAUGAACCAAUAUUCCCCAAACCGGAACUGGACUUGGAGAUAUCAGAGAGUGCUUCUUUACGUACAAGGAUCCCUCUUGACAGAGCUUGGGAUCCUGACAGUGGCAGCAAUGCAGUGAAGCUAUAUACCCUUUCACCGAAUGACCACUUUACUUUAAAUAUGACUUCUGGUUCUGAUGGUAACAAACAUCCAGAACUGGUGGUGCUAAAGGAACUGGAUAGGGAACAGCAGUCUUCUUUCAACCUAGUCCUAACUGCAUUGGAUGGGGGACACCCACAAAAAUCUGGGACAGUCCAAGUCAGGAUUAAUGUUUUGGAUUCUAAUGACAACAGCCCAACUUUUGGACAAAGCUCUGUUAUUCUAGAAGUCUCAGAAGACACAUCACCUGGUACGCUUCUUAUAAAUCUUACUGCCACUGACCCAGAUCAAGGUCAAAAUGGUGAAAUAGAGUUCUCAUUGAGUAAACACAAUUCUCACCACGUCAUCAGUAUGUUUUCCAUUGACCAAAAAUCUGGUGGAAUAGUUCUGAGAAAGUCCCUUGAUCAUGAGCAAAGACAUUCUUAUGAAUUAGAUGUGCAAGCAAAGGAUUUAGGACCUAACCCUAUCCCUACCCACUGCAAAGUAGUCAUCAAGGUCCUAGAUAUUAAUGAUAAUGCACCUGAUAUCAAAGUCACGUGGGCUUCCAAAGAUUCUUCAGAGAUUGUGGUAUCCGAGGCUGUCCCGCUGGGCAGCUUUGUAGCUCUAAUAAUGCUUAAUGAUCCAGAUUCUGGUAUGAAUGGAGAGGUACACUGCCAGCUGAUUCAAGACCAUGAACAUUUUCGGUUGGAGAAAACUAAUGGCAACAGUUAUAUUUUAGUAACCAACACCAUAUUGGACCGAGAGAAGCGUGAUGAGUAUGAAUUGACCAUCCAAGCUAAGGAUCAAGGUGAGCCCUCAUUUUCUGCUAGAAAAUCCUUGAAAAUUCGUGUUAGUGAUGCCAAUGACAAUCCCCCUGUUUUUGAGAGGCUAAGCUAUGAUGUCUUCUUAGAUGAAAACUGUGCUCCUCUAACUCAUCUCCUUACUCUAAAUGCUGAAGAUAUUGACGUAGGAGAUAAUGCUAAAGUCACAUACAGUAUUAUUGACUCUGUCAGCUAUGAAGUACCAGUAUCUACAUUAGUUUCCAUCCACUCCAAAACAGGUAAAAUUGUAGUACUUAAGUCCAUAGACUAUGAGGAAAUUAAAGAAAUUAAGUUCUUAGUCCAAGCAGAAGAUAACGGUGACCCAAGACUUAGCAGCAACACUUCAGUUCAGGUAUUUGUAAAAGACAAAAAUGAUAAUAGUCCAUUGUUCGUUCAACCAAAACUUAAGAGAGGCCGGGCUAGCAUUACUGUCCUAGUUAAUGCCGAUACAGGAUAUUUUCUUUCUGCCAUGGAAGUGGCCAAUUCAGAAGCGUUUGGAUAUACACAACAUGAAAUAUUGUCAGAGACUGCAAAACUCAACAUACACCCAUUAUAUCAAGUGGUAGCUACUGAUGCUGACUCAGAGGAAAAUGCUAAACUUUUCUAUCACCUCACUGGCAACCACCAAGGCUUGUUUAUUAUGGAUGAACACCUAGGACAUAUAUACCUAAAUGCAAGCAAUGCUAGUAGCUUUAUUGGAAAUGCGAUUGACUUGGAAGUCACUGUUAAAGAUAGUGGAACACCUCAACUGGAGACAAAAGCUCAGCUUCAUUUGAUGUUUAGCAGCCACUUGGACCAUUUAAAAAAUUCAGCAAGUGACUCCGAUGGAAAGCUAAGCCUAACCAUUGUGAUUGUUAUUUGUCUGGCAGUCCUUUUGGCUAUUUGUCUUCUAAUACUAACUCUUGUAAUGUCCUUUUGUCGAGUGGACAGGAAGGACAACAGAGCUUACAACUGUAGGGAAGAAGAAUCAGCUUAUAGAAAGCAACCAAGGAGACCCCAAAGGCAAAUCCAAAAAACAGAUAUCCAUGUGGUCCCUGUACUUAGAGGUAGGCAACAGCAGCAACCUGUCACACCAAUAGAAGAAGCCAAGCCAUUUCCUGCCCCAGAUGAAGAUGUAGAAGAUGAAUCCCUCCAUACUCCUUUCCAUCUAACACCCACUCUUUACCGUACAUUAAGAAACCAGCAUAAUCAUGAUACACUUCAAGAAGAUACUACAGAUUUAGAGCAAUCUUUCUCUUUGCCCCCUUCUGUAUGCCGAACUUUACAGUAUCAAAGACAGAGAAGCUACUCAAGAGAAAACCUUCAAGACACACAUGGAACCCUACCUGCAAACAAUAAAAUAUUGAAAAAUCCUGGAAGUCCCCAAAUCAGAAAACCUGAUGAUAUGAAUUCAUCUGAAUCUGUGAUAUUCAAUGGAGGGGAGUUCUCACCAGCCACAUCUCCAACUCUAAGACGCCAAAAGAAUGUAGAACAAUCUUCUAAGGAACAAAUAAUAAGAAGCUUGGUACGUUUGUCUAUGGUAGCACUGGCAGAGAAAGACGCAGUGGAUCUCACAAUGCAGUCCCCACAUGUACAGCAGAUUUCUCAGCUCCUGUCCCUGCUCCACCAAGGACAGGUUCACCCCAGGACACUUCACAGAGGGAACAAGUACUCCUCCAAAACUGGCAGAAGUACAGGGCAAGAAGUGGACUGUCAGAGCACGAAGGACAGCGGGCACGGUGAAAGUGAGGCGGGUGACUUGGACUCUGAGCCAGGUGGAGAUUUUUCUUCGACCCAUCAGAUGGUAGAGGACAACCUGGAGGCUCUUUUUGGUCCAUGUAUAGGUACAGAGAACAAUCGGUUAAGUGAUCUAGAUCCAGGGUGGAUUGCCCGUCUUUCCUUGCCUUUAGCCAACAACUACAAGGAGAAUAUCUUUACUCCAAAUACUCAGAUCACUCAAGAGCCUACAAUAACUGCAGCGGACAAAGAAGAUCUAAGAACCUUCCUAACAUUUGGCAAAGCUGCUGAUGGGUCUCAAGAAAACAGACUGGCCAGCACCUUCCUUUCCGAAAUGAGUUCUCUGUUUGAGAUGCUCCUGGCGCAGAAAGCCGAAUCUCAUGGAAACACACCUUCUGAGGUGCUUAUGAGGCUGUCUGCCUGCAGCAAGAACAUGGGUAUGGACAGUAAUAGAAGCGAAGGUUCCAAGAAUUAGCAAGGAGACUAAGAGGGUCAAAAUGGGCAAGUGGUUCUACUGGCGGCCUCUACUUGUAUUUAUAAGGCACUUAUGGAGAACUCUCCAAAUCCAUAAUGACUGAAUAGAAUUGUAGAUAUAAUAGAUGAUAGGGUUAUGGUAACACUUGGUUUAACUGAUAAAUAUGGAUUAUUGGUGACUUUUAUAGUAUCAACAAGAGUAGUUAGCAACUUGGAUGUUCACAUUAUGUAGUACAGUGUAUAACGUGAUCACAUAGUGACGUAAGGACAUGGAUAUUGGUGCUACCAAAGACACAUUUGCACAUCUUAUCACUUUGGUCAUUUUGCAUUCAUUGUGGACACUUAGGUGGACAAAUGGCUUCUGGCUUCCUAAAGGUAGAUGUAGAAAAUGUGUGUAUAUUGUAUUUAUACUAUUAAAAUGUCUACAGAUAUUCAACAUGACCCUAUGCUGAAGCCAAAAGUACGCUGAUUGAGCAAAGCGGAAAAGAUUGGACUGGUUUGACAACCUAGUCCAUACUACUUAUCUUAUCCUAUCCAAGAGUGGCCAUACACGUUAUAUGACUGUCGGCUGACACCAAUUCCUCUCGAUUGCCUCAUAUACAUGCACACUCCACGUGGUCUGGUUCUCAAGGAGAUGGAAAUAAGCUGCUGCUGCCAGACACCUCUGCUUUAGUUGCUUGGUGGGUCAACAUUCAUCUAAUGAGUAUGGCCACCUUUAUGACUACUUUCUACUCUAUUUUGUAUCCUGGCUUGUUAUACUGUAUAUCACUUAAAUAAUGUAUUUCAGUUUAGUUGUGUCAGAAUAGCAGUACUGAACAAAAAGUAACUGGAAAAGUGUUUUUUUAAUUAAGUUGUUCCUUUUUUAUCAUUUUACAUUCAUUGUUGAUUUUACACUUAUUAUCACUUGCUAGAUCAGUGGUGCUCAACCGGGCAUAUUACAAGGGCCUCAGCUGCAGAAAGUGACCAAGAUUUACUAAGGAAAAUGGGCUAGAAUUCUGUCUCGAUCUGCAUCUAAACACUCAGUUACACGACGCAGAUCAUUUAUUGUUUUAGAAAAUUUUUAGAUCUCUUCAAGGUCGAGUUAGAUCAUUUUAGUAAAUUCCCCUAUUUACUUAAAGGGGUUAUCCAGGAAAAAAAAUU